UUGUUUAUCGUUAUAUUUUAUGCAGACACACGAAAGAAAAGCUUUGGCAUAGAAAGGACGACGGCGAUAGAAACUGGUCGGGAGACUCUCAUAGAAAUCGAUAAGGACGGCAAGGGAUUGGGUUUGUCGAUUGUUGGAGGGUCAGACACUGUGCUGGGUACUGUAGUGAUCCACGAAGUCUAUCCAGACGGAGCAGCUGCUCAUGAUGGACGACUGAAACCAGGAGAUCAGGUUUUAGAGGUCAACAAUUUUUCGCUUCGUAGCGUAACACAUGACCAAGCGAUCUCUGCCCUACGUCGAACGCCUCCGAAGGUUCGACUUCUCAUUUAUCGAGACGUGAAUCUACAGCUGAGCUUGCUUGACCCCACACAGAUCUACAACAUAUUUGAAGUUGAAUUAGUGAAGAAACCCGGACGUGGGCUAGGACUGAGCAUUGUGGGUCGCAAGAACGAACCAGGCGUUUACGUGAGUGAAGUGGUGAAAGGAGGUGCAGCUGAAGCGGACAACCGGCUAAUGACGGGUGACCAGAUUCUUGCCGUGAAUGGCCAAGAUGUAGCGAACUCAAUGCAGGAAGAUGUGGCCGCAAUGCUGAAAACUUGUGUCGGACGCGUUUGCCUUAAGGUUUGUCGAUUUCGAUUCAUUUCGCUGAUAAGCAAGUGA
This is a messenger RNA of Angiostrongylus costaricensis, 660 nucleotides long. The record is from the annotation of a GenBank genome assembly. NCBI's taxonomy places the organism in Eukaryota, Metazoa, Nematoda, Chromadorea, Rhabditida, Metastrongylidae.